Messenger RNA from Lottia gigantea (owl limpet), 699 nucleotides. RefSeq lists its product as hypothetical. The record is from RefSeq and is a predicted model, not a curated record. The annotation marks the transcript as partial. NCBI's taxonomy places the organism in Eukaryota, Metazoa, Mollusca, Gastropoda, Lottiidae. The transcript has a single exon.
UCAUUGUUAAAAACUGCUUACAAUAACAAAAUAUGUUCAUUGUUAAAAACUGCACACAAUAACAAAAUAUGUUCAUUGUUAAAAACUGCUUACAAUAACAAAAUAUGUUCAUUGUUAAAAACUGCAUACAAUAAGAAAAUAUGUUCAUUGUUAAAAACUGCUUACAAUAACAAAAUAUGUUCAUUGUUAAAAACUGCUUACAAUAACAAAAUAUGUUCAUUGUUAAAAACUGCACACAAUAACAAAAUAUGUUCAUUGUUAAAAACUGCUUACAAUAACAAAAUAUGUUCAUUGUUAAAAACUGCAUACAAUAACAAAAUAUGUUCAUUGUUAAAAACUGCACACAAUAACAAAAUAUGUUCAUUGUUAAAAACUGCUUACAAUAACAAAAUAUGUUCAUUGUUAAAAACUGCAUACAAUAACAAAAUAUGUUCAUUGUUAAAAACUGCAUACAAUAACAAAAUAUGUUCAUUGUUAAAAACUGCAUACAAUAACAAAAUAUGUUCAUUGUUAAAAACUGCACACAAUAACAAAAUAUGUUCAUUGUUAAAAACUGCUUACAAUAACAAAAUAUGUUCAUUGUUAAAAACUGCAUACAAUAACAAAAUAUGUUCAUUGUUAAAAACUGCAUACAUACGCAGAAUGAAAUUUGAAAAGUUUAAGAACCACCCAUUUGUUAACGAGGACACUCUGAUAUAA